This is a messenger RNA of Nanorana parkeri, 963 nucleotides long. Its product is annotated as olfactory receptor 6B1-like. The record is from RefSeq and is a predicted model, not a curated record. Gene Ontology annotation, cellular component: membrane. NCBI's taxonomy places the organism in Eukaryota, Metazoa, Chordata, Amphibia, Anura, Dicroglossidae. The coding region runs from base 1 to 963 and encodes 320 amino acids. Gene Ontology annotation, molecular function: olfactory receptor activity; G protein-coupled receptor activity. The transcript has a single exon. Gene Ontology annotation, biological process: G protein-coupled receptor signaling pathway.
AUGGAAGCAGAGAACCAAAGUACAGUCAUAGAAUUUAUUCUUCUUGGACUUACAGACGAUCUCAACCUACAACUUUGGCUGUUCCAGUUCUUCUCACUCGUCUACAUGACCACGCUGGCCGGGAACAUUCUCCUUAUAGUGGCCGUCAGAACAGACCACCGUUUACACAACUCUAUGUAUUUAUUUCUUGCUAGUCUGUCCUUCUUGGACAUUUGCUAUACCUCCAUCAUUGUGCCCAAGAUGCUGCUAAAUAUUGUUUUGUCAACAAAAACUAUUUCAUACACUGGAUGCGUUCUUCAAGUUUACUUCUAUCUUUUCAUGGGUGAGACAGAGUGCAUACUAUUGGCUUUCAUGGCCUAUGACCGAUAUGUGGCUAUCUGCAAUCCUCUGCAUUACAAUGUUAUUAUGAAUACAGUCUCCUGUGUCAGGAUGAUUGCCGUGGCUUGGACGGCUGGUGGUAGCAUAGCUUCCAUGGAUAUAUAUUUUAUGAGCCAGUUAAGAUUUUGUGGACCUAUCACCAUCAACCACUUCUUUUGUGAAGCUCACUCCUUACUGCAGGCAUCUUGUGGAGACAUCUAUGUGAACAACAUUGUAACCUUGGUUGGUGGGUCCAUAUUACUUCUAAUUCCCUUGUGCCUCAUUCUCUUUUCAUACAUACAAAUUGUCUUAGUCGUAAUGAAACUCCCUUCUGGGCGAUACAAAGCCUUCUCCACGUGCAUAUCCCAUCUUAUCGUGGUGACCAUCUUCUAUGGAACAGCCAUAUUCAUGUACAUGAGACCGAGGUAUUCAGAUACCGAUGUGACAGACAAGAUGGUGUCCGUGUUUUAUACAAUUGUCACGCCGAUGUUAAACCCUUUAAUCUACAGCCUGAGAAAUAAAGAUGUUCAGAAGGCUCUCGGACAGUUGGGAAGGUGCUGUCACGUCUGCGGUAAAUACAACAAUUGGAUGACAACUGCGGAGUAA